AUGAAAGCCCUGCAAGGAUGGAUGUUAGCCAGAGCUCGAGUUGGUCCAGGGCUCUUAAGAGGUCGCAUCAGCGCCCCUCUUCGAUCGACACGUUAUGCCUCGUCGCAAAUUGGUCGGACGAGCACAAUACCCGGAACAGAACCCGAUGAAGAUGAUCCGCCAAAGGAUCCCCAAUCGGAUAAGGAAAGCACCUCUCGCUUUGGGCCGACCAUGUUCAAGGUCUUUGAGACUGCUGCCACCACCUUUGCCUCCAUUGCCGUCCUCGGCCUGGCCGGAUACUCCUAUCACCUUUACUACAAGUCGCUUGUCUUGCGCAAGAUCGAAAAGGCCUUUGCUCCUGGAGACCCUAUGCUCGAUCUGGCCUCGCCUCCGGGACCCCAUAUUCCUCCUGUGGAUCAGUCCGCCGAUGGGACCGAAAAUUGGAUAGACAGACCCGAGCAGGCCAAAAUCGACGCCAUCAUCAGCGGUGAAUCCAAAGGCAGAUAUUAUCUCCUUGUGGGCGAAAAGGGAACCGGCAAGUCUUCCAUGAUACUCGAAGCGAUGCGAAAAACUGACGGCGAGGGCGUGUCAAUGUUUGAGGCUCAUGCGGACUUGGAAAUUUUCCGCAUCCGCCUAGGCAAAGCACUCAAUUACGAGUUUCAUGAAGACUACAUUGGCUCUCUCUUUUCCAUUCGUGGCCCUCGAGACACCACCGCUUUGCUUGACAUCGAACGUGCCUUCAACAAGCUGGAAAAGAUAGCCUUGGCUCACCGCAACAAAUCGCGAAAGAGAAAGACUGGACGCAAAGGGCCGCUGAUCGUCAUUAUCAAUUGUGCGCAUUUGAUUCGAGACGACGAAGAUGGCAAUGAUUUAAUCGAACUGAUGCAACAACGCGCUGAGCAAUGGGCGGCGGCCAACCUGGUCACCAUGAUAUUCAAUUCUGACGACUACUGGGUCUAUGAACGCUUGAAACGUUACGCCACAAGAAUGGAAGUCAUUCCUAUCCUCGACCUACCCAAGGGCCGCGCCAUUGCCGCUCUGAACCGUUACCGAGCAAAAUAUUUCCCUGAGCAGAAGCGAGAUCCGGAGAUAUUGAAGCAAGUAUAUGAUUUGGUGGGUGGCCGACUGAACUUUCUUAACCGGGUGGCCAAGAGCUCCGACAUGCUCAAAAUGUGUCAUCAAAUCAAUGAAUCAGAAAAGACCUGGUUCUUGAACAAGUGUGGUAUACUCGGGGAGGACAUGGAUGAUGACGUGAUGGAUCAACAAAAGUAUGCCAGCGCAGCAAUGGUGCUGGCCAAAGCACUCGUCGACCGAGACAAGGAGAUGGAAUCGAAUUACGACGAUGAAAAGGGACACAUUUUGCCGCAAAUUCCUCUCUACAUAGCUCGGCAGAUCAUGACCAGAGCCGACUUUAUCCAGAGUUACGACCAUGACAACAUCUUCACGAUUGACAGUUCUGCCAUGGUCCGCGCCGACAGCGUACCCAUGAUGAAUGCAUUUAAAGAGAUCUGCGCGGAAGAAGGCUUUGCCGAAUAUCUGGAGGCCACCCUUGACCGAAUCUCGGCUAUUGAGAGCGUUAACAGAACAAAGGAACUUACCUUCAAAGAUUUAUGGAUUGAACAAAAGGGGGAACAGCGGGGCAAAUAUGCAUUUGUGACCAAGGAUUCUCGGGGUAGGGAGACUGGUUUCAUCGAGAUGAGAGUCCGUCCGGACAAGCCACCCGAGGAAGACGAUGAUUAA
Molecule: messenger RNA, 1719 nt
Organism: Rhinocladiella mackenziei CBS 650.93
Lineage: Eukaryota; Fungi; Ascomycota; Eurotiomycetes; Chaetothyriales; Herpotrichiellaceae
Exons: 1
Coding region: 1-1719 (572 amino acids)
Source: RefSeq, a predicted model, not a curated record